Tyto alba (common barn owl) is the source of this 1497-nucleotide messenger RNA. It is a transcript of the gene RFXANK, whose product is annotated as regulatory factor X associated ankyrin containing protein. Bases 263 to 1174 code for a protein of 303 amino acids. The transcript is spliced from 10 exons. Gene Ontology annotation, molecular function: protein binding. Gene Ontology annotation, biological process: regulation of transcription by RNA polymerase II. Gene Ontology annotation, cellular component: nucleus. Lineage: Eukaryota; Metazoa; Chordata; Aves; Strigiformes; Tytonidae. The record is from RefSeq and is a predicted model, not a curated record.
UCCGCGCCGGCAGCGGGCAGGAGGAGCUGGGACAAGGGGAACCCCCUCACUGUGCCCCCCCAAACCCCGAUCCCUUCGGGCUGCAACCCCCCCCCCCCCCCCCCCAUCCCAAACCCGACGGGGCCCGGCCGGGCCGAGGCCGGAGGAAGGGGAAGUGCUGGGGCAGGAGGCGGGAAGAAGCCGGGGGGGGGAGGAAUGCGGGGGGUGAGCCCGGACACCUCGGUGGGGAACAACGGCCAGCUCGGGCACGGCGAGCUGCCCCAUGCAAGGUGAAGAAGCCGUCGCUUGUCUCAUGGAGACCCCCCCGAACAACGGGGAUGCCCAGGAGCUCCAGAGAGAGGGUAAAAAUGGAACGGGGAGAGCAGCAGAGGAGCUGGCAGGGACCGGGGGCUGGGGGGACAGCGGUGCUCCCCUGGGGUGCCUGCAGCCGGACCAGGACACGCCACGCUUGGACCACGGGGCUGGUGGAGCAGACACUCUCCCGAAACCCUCGGCUGCCUCGAUGGACAGGCAGAGGAGCACCGAGCUCUUGACCCUCGACUGUUUCCCCCUGAAGCACUCAAACACGCUGACGAACCGGCAGCGAGGCAAUGAGGUCUCGGCCCUCCCAGCCACACUGGACACAUUGUCCAUCCACCAGCUUGCUGCCCAAGGUGAGCUCAGCCAGCUGAAAGAGCACCUUCGGAAAGGUGAGAACCUGGUAAAUAAGCCUGAUGAGAGAGGUUUCACACCACUGAUCUGGGCUGCAGCCUUUGGAGAGAUCGAAACGGUCCGUCACCUGCUGGAAUGGGGCGCUGACCCCCACGCGCUGGCGAAGGAGCGGGAGAGCGCCCUGUCCCUGGCCAGCAUGGGCGGCUACACCGACAUCGUCACCAUGCUGCUGGAGCGGAACGUGGACAUCAACAUCUACGACUGGAACGGCGGCACUCCUCUGCUCUACGCCGUGCGUGGCAAUCACGUCAAGUGUGUCAAGGCCCUACUAGGUAACGGGGAAGAUCUGCCCUUAGUCCUUGGCCUCGAAUCGCUGCUUGUUGCUCGCGGCGCCGAUCUGACGACAGAGGCGGAUUCUGGCUACACCCCGAUGGAUCUGGCCGUGGCCUUGGGACACAAGAAAGUCCAACAGGUUAUUGAAAAUCACAUCCUCAAGCUAUUUCAGAACAAGGAGCUGGAGUGACGUAGCGGCUCGCGCUGCACUGCCGCAGCGCCAGCGCUUCUCCCGACAAACGCAGGGCUUUCCUCUGGGACCACCGCAGCCUCAGCCUGCCGUCCCGAAACGGGCAGCGGCUGGGUGCUUCGAGCAAGGAGCACGUGGAGGAGGCCGGGAACCGCCUGCCCUCGGUGGACCUGUGCCUCUCCCGGAGCGUGGCACGGCCACGGUCCCUCGCACCGGGGGACUCAUUCCUCAGGGCAGCUGCAUUUCUGCCCUGUCCAGGCUCGGCUGCUUCGUGCGUGUGUGCAUUCAGGUAUUGCAUUAUUGAAAGUAAACUCUAAAGCAGC